This is a messenger RNA of Paramisgurnus dabryanus, 4815 nucleotides long. RefSeq names its product Rho GTPase activating protein 22a (gene arhgap22a). Gene Ontology annotation, biological process: signal transduction; activation of GTPase activity. The record is from RefSeq and is a predicted model, not a curated record. Lineage: Eukaryota; Metazoa; Chordata; Actinopteri; Cypriniformes; Cobitidae. Gene Ontology annotation, molecular function: GTPase activator activity. Gene Ontology annotation, cellular component: focal adhesion.
GGAGGGAGGGAGAUGCUGUCCAGAGCAGGCGGAAGAGGUGCAACAGGGCGAGGCUUGGGAAGAGAGUAGAGUGAAGAUCCCAACAUGUGGAUGGAGGACAGUGUUAUCCAGCUAUGAACACUAUGCUGAGCCCCAAGAUUAGACAGACGAGGAGAGCCAGGUCUAAGAGCAUGGUCAUGGGCGAGCUCUCCCGCGGGUCCAGCAGGCCGUCGUCCCCUGGUCUUCAGGAGAGGGCGCUGAAGACCGGCUGGCUUAAAAAACAACGAAGUAUCAUGAAGAACUGGCAGCUGCGAUGGUUCGUACUCAGAACUGACCAGCUCUACUUUUACAAGGAUGAAGAGGAAACCAAACCACAGGGCUGUAUCCCGUUGCAGGGCAGUCAGGUCAAUGAGCUGACAGCCAAUCCUGAAGAACCAGGACGACAUCUCUUUGAGAUUGUUCCAGGCGGCACAGGGGAGAAGGACAAAUCGGCUCUCAGCCAUGAGGCUUUCCUGCUCAUGGCAAACUCCCAGAAUGACAUGGAGGAUUGGGUCAAAGCCAUCAGACGUGUCAUUUGGGCUCCCUAUGGUGGAGGUAUCUUUGGGCAGCACUUGGAGGACACAGUACAAUAUGAGAAGAAAUUUGGACCCCGGCUGGCCCCUUUACUGGUAGAGCAGUGUGUGGACUUCAUUCGAGAUCAGGGUCUGAAAGAAGAGGGUCUGUUUAGGAUGCCCGGACAGGCCAAUCUCGUCAAAGAACUCCAGGAUGCGUUUGACUGUGGGGAUAAACCUCUUUUUGACAGUAACACUGACGUCCACACGGUAGCGUCUCUCCUGAAGCUCUACCUCAGGGAACUGCCCGAGCCGGUGAUCCCCUUCAGCAAGUACGAGGACUUUCUAACCUGUGCACAACUUCUGCUCAAAGAUGAAGAAGUGGGACUCAAUGAGCUUGUGAAGCAGGUGAACACUCUUCCUCAGGCUAAUUAUAAUUUAUUAAAGUACAUUUGCAAAUUUUUAGAUGAGGUGCAGUCACAUUCAGCUGAGAACAAGAUGAGUGUUCAGAAUCUUGCAACAGUUUUUGGACCAAACAUCCUUCGACCUAAAGUGGAGGACGCUGUUUCAAUGAUGGAAGGAACCUCCCAGGUCCAGCACUUGAUGACGGUGUUAAUAAGCGAACACGAGCGGCUGUACGUGGGAACCGAGGGAGAUGUUUCCUCCGAGCAGACCGGAAGUUUUCAUCAGGUUCAGCGCAACAUGGCACAGUGGAUCUCUGAGGACGAGAUCCUCAACCGCUCACCUUCGAACCAGACGUCCAGUGCCACAUCUUUAGAUAUUACUGUAGGUGCCCUCAACACUGCCAAGGUGUCAUCUCAGGGAAAAUCUGGAUUGACUGUCAGCCCCAGUAAGCAGGCAAAGUCUCUCCCCUCCUGGAAGUACUCCUUCAAGGGAGGAGGCACACGUGCUCAGCCCACAAAAAUUGGAGGUUCUUCCGUGGACGUAUCCAACAUGCCCAGUGCCGGUAACUGGUUAAUGAACGGGCUUUCUUCUUUGCGGAGCCACCGGAGAACAUCUUCUGGAGAACGAAUGGGAAAGGACGCGAUCCUCUCACACCGACUUUCCACUUAUGAUAACGUGACAUCAUCCAGUCUCAGCGUACCCAGUGUGGCGAGCACAGCCUGGACCACAUCCUCCUGCGAGAUCUUAGUGGCCGACUCGGUGAGCAGUGAGCCUUCCUGUCUGAACUCUGUGAAGGCCGAGUGGUCGGUUGGAGGGUCUGUCCGGAGUCAGGGUGAACAGAGGAGCACAGAGGUCACAGAUAGCAGUGAAGCUCUGGAGAUGUGUGUGAGCAGUGCAGGUUGCAGCGAGAAUGGAAACGUUGAAGAUGCGGUGGACGUCACAGGAGAUACUGACAAUAGAACGACAGCACUUAACAGCGUGGUGACGGAGCUGAAGGACAAAUUGAAGAGACAGAAGAUCAGCUAUGAGUUACGAAUACGAAAGUUAGAGGAAUCAAAUGGAGCUCUACAUAGCCAGAUGGAGAGACUGGAGGAGGAGUUAGACCAGGAGAAAAAGAAAAAUCGAAUGUUGGAAAUUAAACUCCGCAACUCUGAGCGGGCUCGCGAGGACGCGGAGAUCCGAAACCGCUUGCUUCAGAAUGAGAUGGAGGAGUUCUUCUCCACUUUAGGAGAUCUUACCUUGGGGUCCAGGACGAGCAAAAUUUGACUGGCAAGAUGUGACGGCCCACCUGCUUAACACAAAGAAACUGUGUUUGUUGUAGAUAGAAUCUGGAAAUCUCUCUGCUCAUGUAUCAUGGGUAGUCAGAGGUAAUUUUGUGCUGUUUUGUUACGGCAAUUUGAUCAGCUGUUAUCACGUGUAACGGUUUCACUUUCCGUCUGCCAUCUUCAGUCUUAAAUGAUAAAGGAAGAGUUCAUCUGAAAAUUAACGUUCUGUCAUUACUCACUGCUCUGCCCACUUCUCAAACCUGGGUUUGAUUUGAGAUCUAUGGCAGCAUUAUAGUGCACAAGCCAUAUGUGACCCUAGACAACAAAACAAGUGUCCAGGGUAUAUUUGUAACAAUCGCCAAAAAUACACUACGGGUUAAAAUUAUUGUUUUUUAUGCCAAAAAUCAUUAAGAUAUAAAGUAAAGAUCAUGUUCCAUGAAGAUAUUUUAUCAAUUUCCCACCAAAAAUACUUUCAAAUAACCUGUAUAUCGGCUAACUAUUGUCCUUUGCCAACAAACCACACAUCAAUGUAAAGCUUAUUUAUUCGGUUUUUAGAGUAUUUCCAUAUUAAUUGAUAAUUUUUUACCCAUAUCACUGGUUUUGUGGUCCAGGUUCAUAUACACUCUUAAAAUUAAAGGUGCUUCAUGGUGCCACAUAAGAACCAUUUUUAUAAAGAACCUUUAUCAAAAAAGGUUAUUUUGUAGUUAAAGUUAUAGAUAAAGAAAAGGUAAGAAAGAAAUUGUUACUUUAACUAAAUGGUUCUUUAAGUAACCAAAAAUAAUUUUUCUUUUGCAUCACUAAGUACCUUUAAAAAAAAACACCACCGUUUUUCAAUAUUUUACUAUGUACUUACCUCAACUAAGACAAAUUAAUACAUUCUUUCUUAAAUGCGUUAGCAUUUAGCAUAGCCCCAUUCAUUCCUUAGGAUCCAAACAGGGAUGAAUUUAGAAGCCACCAAACACUUCCAUGUUUUCCCUAUUUAAAUACUGUUACAUGAGUAGUUACACGAGUAAGUAUGGUGGCACAAAACAAAACGUGGCGAUUUUUUUAAGCAGAUAAAAAAUGAGAACUAUAUUGGUGGAGGAGCACUUGUUUGCGGCACUUCAACCUUGAGCGCAGUAAUAUUGACAGAAGUUUGAGCGAGAGAUGAAGUAGUGUUUGGUGGCUUCUAAAUUCAUCCCUGUUUGGAUCCUAAGGAAUGAAUGGGGCUACGCUAAAUGCUAACACAUUCACGAUGCGCUGUACAAAGAUUAAGUGCACGCAUUGAAAAAAGAUAGUUAUGUAUUAAUUAAUCUAAGUUGAGGUAAGCACAUAGUAAAAUAAUGAAAAACGGUGGUGUUUUCCUUUAAGCACAUUUAUUUUUAAAAGUGUAGUUACAUUGUCAGAAUUUUUUUUCAAAAUCUGUACUUUUUUGCACCUAAAGAGUUCACAUUAGUAUCUCAAAGGUAUAUUGGUAACAACUGUACACAUAUCUUUACGUAAUGGUACAUAUUAGGUCCUUUUUAAAGGGAAGUGCCCCCAGUGACAGAUUUCACCCAUUUUUAUUAGACCAAGUAUUUUGGCACGGAAAAGAUGUCCAUAAGGAUUCUUCUUAAUGUUGUGUUGCACAUAAAAAUUAAAUAAUGACAGAAUAUUUUUUUUUGGAUGAGCUUUUCCUUUAAGGUGCAGUUCACUUAUAACUUACAUUAAUAUUCUAACAUUUACAGAUAAUACCAAAGCAUGACUUUCCUGACUGUUUGUUAUUCACCUCUCACAAUGGCAGGUCAUUUCAAUGGAACCGAAUAUCAUUAUCCUGUAAAUGCAUGUUAUGAAAAAUCCUGCAGAACAGUCUUGAAGAAAUGUUCUCACAAUUUCCAUUUUUUAAACGAGCCUAUACAUAAAACUAAUAAUCACCAUACAUGCUGCAUCCUAUCACAUUGUGCCUGACACUACCCACAAAAACAAACACUGGCUCAUUUAUAUAGACUGUUACACUUUCAGACUUCACAGAGGAAUCAUUUCAGCAAUCCCUUUAUUGUAAGUCUAAAUGCACUAUAAAAUCAAAGUUUUUCCUGGAUCAGAUGAGGUGACAUCAACCAAACUGUUUGUUAUUGUGCAAUGGCAAAACAUUUGAAAGUUAUUCAAAUCUUUAAGGUAAACUAUCAGAUUGAACAAAGAUUUCAGCUGCAAAGAUUGCCAAGUCUGUUAUUUAUUUAAGCUUAUUAUUAAAGUAAACCUAGAGCUAUUUCUCAGGUGGUGUUUUUCGAAACACUCAGUGAAUGAGUGUCUUUAUAUAUAUAUUGUAGUGGAUGAUGAAACUAAGGUUGACACAUACUUGAACGUUACUAUAAAGUAGUUUUUUGUUUGGUUUUUUAACAAUGCAUAUGUUCUCAUGGUCAUUUUUCCUGUUAAAUGAUUCCUGUAUGCGGAAAGUGCCAAAGUAGAGGUCUUCAGGAAGUGGGUAUUGACGUGAAUUUCAAAUGAAGACUGAAAUGAUUUGCAAUGUAAUAACUUGUCAUAGUCAUCAAAACUGAGAAAUGUUCUUACUAUAAUGUAUCACAAAAAAAAAUGUAUCACAAAAUGACUCAAAAUAAGUUUGAUGAUGAUUGACCGAACAACUAAAUUGGGGUAAAUAU